UCUCGGUUUCCGCGGAACACCCACGGGUCUUUCACGCUUCUGACCCACCCGAGCACCCCCUGAGAGCCGGGCGGCCCCGAGCCCCACGCCCCGCGCCCGCUCUAGCUACAAUGAGCACCUUCACCUACACCAGCCGGCCCCGGGUGCUGUCAUGUCAGCAGCGCCGCUACCGGGACGACCUGAUGGCAUCUGAAGAACCUAUGCGGUUUGGGAACAUAAUGUAUGAUCGAAGGGUGGUCCGAGGCAAUACAUAUGCACUCCAGACACCUCCCCUGGUAAGUCAGCCUGAACUUGUUGGUUCUCAGAGAAAGCAUUAUGAUUCUAGGAAGAUUCACGCCAGAAAACGAGCCGUAAUCCAGCUCAAACCACAGACCCCUGAGCCCGUGGAGGGCCGAAGACACAUGGAUGUCCAGACAGAACUAUACCUUGAAGAAAUUGCUGAUCGUAUUAUAGAAAUUGAUAUGGAGUGUCAAACAGAUGCAUUUCUGGACAGACCACCAACUCCACUCUUCAUUCCAGCCAAAACUGGCAAAGAUGUUGCCACCCAGAUACUAGAAGGAGAGCUCUUUGACUUUGAUAUUGAAGUCAAACCAAUGCUGGAGGUUCUGGUGGGAAAGACCAUUGAGCAGGCUCUUCUGGAAGUAAUGGAAGAGGAGGAGUUGGCCACCCUGCGGGCCAGCCAGUAUUCCUAUGAAGAGCUGCGCAACACAGAACUUGCUGAGGUGCAACGGCUUGAAGAGCAAGAGAGACGGCACCGGGAGGAAAAGGAACGACGGAAGCAACAGCAGUGGCAGAUUGUCAGCAAGCAGAAUGAGACAUCACAGAAGAUUGCUGCCCGGGCCUUUGCCAAGCGCUACCUGGCCGACCUCAUCCCUUCUGUCUUCGACAGCCUCCGCGAAGGCGGCUACUUCUAUGAUCCCAUUGAAAGAGAUAUUGAACUGGGCUUCCUGCCUUGGUUGAUGCAUGAAGUGGACAAGACAAUGGAGCAUCAGAUAGUGGGAAGGACCGUGGUGGACAUGCUCAUCCGCGAGGUGGUGGAGAGGAGACUGGCUAUGUUCGAGUGGAAAGAGAACAAGUUACCCUUUGUCAGGCCUGACCCGAGCUCCAGCAGGCCGCCAUCCAUGAUCAACACCCAACUGGGCUUUGAUAUUCCAGAGCAGACAGGGAUACCACCACAAAUGUCACCAACGCCAACCUUCCUGGGCACAGACCACUUGCAGAGAAAUCCUUAUCCGAGAAGUUUCUGGGAAACGGGGUCCCAGGAGAUGAACUUCAUGGAUGAAGCUUUGGAAGACCCGACAGAGAGAGAAAACCUCUAG
Molecule: messenger RNA, 1319 nt
Organism: Suncus etruscus (white-toothed pygmy shrew)
Lineage: Eukaryota; Metazoa; Chordata; Mammalia; Eulipotyphla; Soricidae
Gene: RSPH3
Product: radial spoke head 3
Exons: 8
Coding region: 111-1319 (402 amino acids)
Cellular component (GO): cilium
Source: RefSeq, a predicted model, not a curated record